GGAAGGAGGCAGCUCGUGCACUUCUUCCCACUCCCCUUUCCUUGACUCAGACACAAAUUUCGGCUGGAAGUUGUUCAUCACCAGACCUCGGGCUCUGCUUGGCUCAGGCUGGCUCCUGGAGGCAGCAUGAGGGCCCAAGGUCUCCUCCUCCUGGCAGCACUGUUGGUCCUGGGCAGCGAGCUGCCUGGUGCGGAAGGCCGGAGGAAGGGUGAGAGGUCAGGAGGCUGCCCACCGGACGAUCAAGUGUGCCGUCCAGGCAUCCCCCACCAGUGCCUGGUGGAUAAACAAUGCCCCAAAGGCAAGAAGUGCUGCCAGCAGGCCUGCUUCCUCCAGUGCGUGGCCCGAGUCAUGGUGAAGUCGGGCCAGUGCCCCCCGGACCCGCUGCGAUGUCUCAGCGCCACCCAGCACCUGUGCACACAGGACAAGAAUUGCUCUGGCUUGAAGCGAUGCUGUCCGACGGCCUGCGGCCGAGACUGCAGGGACCCUGUCAGAGGCUAACUCCUGCUCCAACCAGGAUUGAGCAGGACCAGAAGAAGGCCAGGACUCCAGGUAUGCCUGGAUGAGACAGCCGCUACAUCAGUCAUCCUCCCCUGGCCACCAGAAAGGUCUCCAGCCUGCUCUGCCUUUCCUGAGAGCAGAGGGAGCCCAGGUCGCAUCUGGGAUCUCUUCUUCUCUUCUGAGAGUCAGGACUGCCAUUCUCUAAACCCUGAAGCCUGGGAGCCUAGCCUGAUGAGGAGUGGAAGAACUCAAAGGACCCGAAACUAGAAAUUCAAGGUUGUCUUCCCAACCUUCCCCAUGAACCUCCUGUGAGACUCGGGCCAGUGCUCUACUUUCACCGAGGCUUAGUUUUCCCUUCUGGAAGAUGGGGAAAAUUCCUCUGUCCCCUGGCUACAGCCUUGGGUGGAGUGUGCCCAUACUGUGGACUCAAUAAAUGUUUGCUGAUACAUUGUUUGUAUCUCUGACCAUGGAUAAUAAGCAUUGAUUAAUAACCUGUAUAUAAAAUGAGGGUGAGGAGGGGCAGCUAGCUGGUUCAGUGGAUAGAGUGCCAGGCUUAGAGAUGCUAAGUCCUGGGUUCAAAUCAGACCUCAGAUACAUCCUGGCUGUGUGACUUUGGGCAAGUCACUUUACUUCCUUUGGCAAGCCCUUACCGCAAUUCUGCUUUGGAACCUAAACUUGCAUUAAUCCCAAAACAGAAGGUAAGGGUUUAAGGAACAAAACAGUGAGGGUGAGGAGGUGGGAGGCUGUGGGGAGAAUGAACUCUUAAAAUGAGUCAUGAGGUCCAAGUUCCAGUCCCACCUCUGCCACUGAUUUCCUAGGUGUCUUUGAGCAAAUAAUAAUACAAAUAAUCAAUAGUAUUUAUGCUAAGCUAUGAAAGUGCUUUAAGGUUUCCAAAGUGUUUUAACACAUGCUGUUUGAUUUCAUCCUCAUAAUAGCCCUGUAAGGCUGGCACUAUCGUCAGGAAAAUGAAUUCGAGAGAAAAUAAGACUUGCAAAGAGAAAAGAUUUAAAUUCAGUCUUUCUACUGACGCCUACUCUAGUGCUCCCAUCUACUCUGCCACCUAGCUCUUUCCUUCUCUUGGCCUCAGUUUCUUAAUCUGUAAAAAGAGGGCUUUGGACUAUAGUCUCGCUAGUGUCCCUUUCACAUCUAAGAUCUUAUGUCUUUAAGACUCCGGGCCUUAGGGUAGUUGGGUAGCCCAAUAGAAGUAAGUCAGGCCAGGAGCAGGGAGGAUCUGAGAUCAAAUCUGGUCUCAGACACUUCCUAGUUGUGUGACCCUGGGCAAGACACUUAAUCCCAAUUGCCUAGCCCUUGCUACUCUUCUUAGAACUGAUCCUGAGACAGAAAGAUAUAGAUAUAAAUUUACAUACAAACACACACACAUAUGUAUUUUAAACUCUAACCUGCUGUCUUAGUAUCAAUUCUAAGGUGGAAGAGCAUCAAAGGCUAGGCAAUCAGGGUUAAGUGACUUGCCCAGGGUCAUACUGCUAGGAAGUAACAGAGGCAACAUUUGAACUCGGGUCCUCCUGACUCUAGGGCUGGUGCUCUAUUUAUACUAUCCAUGUAUAUAUAUAUAUAUAUAUUUUUUUUUUAAUUGAAGCACCACACAGUCACAGAGUCCAAUCUGGUUUGAGGAUGUGUACAUAAUUUGUCCUUAAAAGCUAGAAUUGUUUACUAAUAACAAAAACCCUCCACCAAGUGGGGAGUAAUGGAGGAAUAUUUGUAUUGUAAAAAUGAAGCAGCAAUAAACUUAAAAGAAAAAGAAACUGUGUCU
Monodelphis domestica (gray short-tailed opossum) is the source of this 2269-nucleotide messenger RNA. Its product is annotated as WAP four-disulfide core domain protein 5. Lineage: Eukaryota; Metazoa; Chordata; Mammalia; Didelphimorphia; Didelphidae. Gene Ontology annotation, molecular function: serine-type endopeptidase inhibitor activity. The record is from RefSeq and is a predicted model, not a curated record. Gene Ontology annotation, biological process: antibacterial humoral response; innate immune response. Gene Ontology annotation, cellular component: extracellular region.